This is a messenger RNA of Macrobrachium nipponense, 1105 nucleotides long. Its product is annotated as pentraxin fusion protein-like. Lineage: Eukaryota; Metazoa; Arthropoda; Malacostraca; Decapoda; Palaemonidae. Bases 50 to 499 code for a protein of 149 amino acids. The transcript is spliced from 3 exons. The record is from RefSeq and is a predicted model, not a curated record.
GAGGAUCAGCAAGUCAGAUCCUUAUGGCAACCUCCCAGCGAACUUCGGUAUGCCAAGUCCAGAAAUGCUUCACGACAUGGCUCCUGGUAAAAACACAUUUGGCAGCAGUGAUUUAAGAGGAGAAGUUCCGGAGAAGGCGAUCGAUGGCAAUGACAACUCGAUAUUCCAUUCCACACACGAAAAGCGUCCCUGGUGGGUGAUCGAUUUGGGAUCAGAACGAAUCAUUUACCAUAUCAUGAUUCUGAGUCGCCAAGACUGCUGUUCAGAAAGGUUACAUGACCUCGAGAUUCGCCUGGGAAACGACUUGGAGGUGAAUGGCGACUUCUCCUCUUAUGAUCUUCUGUAUUUCUACAGAGGACCCUACAGGAAGGAAGACGGAUUCUUCAUGUAUACCUUUGCCCAGGGUGUAAAGGGGAGAUACCUGAGUCUACAGAUUGUUGCAGAGGCAAUAGAAUAUUUACAGCUUAACACCGUCAAAGUUAUCGGUUUAAGGAACUAAGUAACUAUCGUACUGGCCAAAAUGCUUUUAUAGGUAUUGUUAAAUUAUUUAAAGCCUUUGAAGCCGAUUACAAAAAUGAUAGGGUUAUCAUGAGAUAAAAAAUUUCACCACAGAAUUAAGUAAUUAGGGGAAAUCACUUCCAAGGAAAUAUUACAUAGCCGUAAGGUACAUACUUAUAAAUCAUCUGAAUUAGUGUGAUUUAUUUUUGCAGACAUCAGGAAAUUCAUUUUUGCAUAUAAAAAUAAAAGAAUGAAUGAAUAUUGAUAAGGGUAUCCUUCCUGGAAGAAAGUAGCCACUGAUUUGGUUUGCUUGUUUGUUAACAACACUUCCGUUGGUUUCUGGCUACAACCAAAACAAAACAAAGUGGACUCUGUGACUGGCUACAACCAAGUAGAUUUUAGGAGAGAAAUUGUCAAUUGGUUUAGGGCCCUUUUGUGUGUGUCCUUUGCCUUGCCUCGACCGAGGUUUGUGGUAUUUUGUUCUUAAUGUGAUUAUCCGCUUAGAAUACGGAUUCAACCAAUUAAAAUAUGAUACAAAGCUUCCUGUAUUAUGUAUUCUAUAACUCAAUACAUUCAUAACGCUGCAAAUCAAACAUUAUUUAAGCAU